Funneliformis geosporum is the source of this 3300-nucleotide messenger RNA. NCBI's taxonomy places the organism in Eukaryota, Fungi, Glomeromycota, Glomeromycetes, Glomerales, Glomeraceae. The record is from the annotation of a GenBank genome assembly.
AUGGAUGUUUUAUUAGAUGUAAUAGUUAUUCCGGUUAGAGGAAUGACGUGUAAUUCAUGCGUAAAUUCCAUAACAAAGGCUUUAUCUGAUUUACCCGCCAUUUCGAAAGUAGAUAUAAGUUUAGCAAACGAAGAAGCAACAAUUUCUUAUAAUUCAAAUAACCUAGCGAAAUCAACAAUUAUUGAAACGAUUGAAAAUUGUGGAUAUGAUGUCGCAAAAUAUAAUAUCGUUACUUUGCCUGUUAAAGGAAUGACUUGUAAUAGUUGUGUUAAUAGUAUUAACAAUGUAUUGAGACCAACUGACGGUAUUAUUAACGUCGACGUUUCUUUAGAAGGCGAGCAAGUUAAAGUGGAAUAUGACACGGGGAAAUUAACUGAAGAUCAAAUUAUCCAAGUUAUCGAAACUUGUGGUUACGAUGUACCAAAUUCCUCACCAUCUGUUCCUACUUCAAAACAAGAUCAACCUUUUACUUCUCCACGAAAUCCAGAAGAUUAUAACGCGUCAACAUUAGUGUCGGUUAACAUUCAUGAAUUUGAACCAGAUAAAUUAAAAAUUGCUAAAUUGUCGGUUCAUGGAAUGACAUGCGCAUCUUGCGUACAUAGCAUAGAAACGGCCUUAAAAAAAGACCCAGGAAUCAUCUCUGUUAAGAUUUCUUUACUAGUAGAAAGGGCUACCGUGGAAUAUAAUCCCGUUGUAAUUGAUGAAAAAGCAAUAACUAAUAAGAUAAACGAUCUUGGAUUUGAAGCCGCUCCAAUUCCGGAACAACGUGAAGAUAAAGUAGAAUUACGUAUUUAUGGUAUGAAGAUACCAUCAGAUGCUUAUACAAUUGAACGAAAUUUGGAGCUUUUCCCGGGAAUAAUUUCUGCAUCAGUAAAUUUCGGUUCAACCAUGGCCAAAAUUCAAUUUGAUAAGGAAAUAGUUGGUUUACGUGAUAUAGUUUAUCAAAUAGAAGAAUUUGGUUUUAACGCUUUGCUUAACAAUAAUAAUUAUAAUGCUCAAUUAGAAUCUUUGUCGCGUACAAAAGAAAUCAAUGAAUGGCGUGAAUCAUUUUAUUGGUCUUUAGCAUUUGCUAUUCCUGUUUUCUUAAUUUAUAUGGUGUUACCUAAAUUUUCUUUUGCAAGCAGAUUUAUUGAUUUCGAGUUAUAUCCUGGACUCUAUAGUGGUGAUUUAAUUAGUUUAAUUCUUACAAUUCCUGUACAAUUCAUUAUCGGUAAAAGAUUCUAUGUCGUCUCUUAUAAGGCACUUAAACAUAAGACUGCUACGAUGGAUGUCUUGGUGGUUAUAGGUACUUCCGCUGCAUUUUUCUUUUCUUGUUUUGUGAUGGCAUACAUCAUCUUCAUUGAUCCAAAUUAUCCAAGGCAACCAGUUUUCUUUGAUACAUCUACAAUGUUGAUUACAUUUGUUAUGCUUGGAAGAUAUUUAGAGAAUUUAGCAAAAGGACAAACAUCAACAGCUUUAUCCAAAUUAAUGUCAUUAACUCCUUCCAUGACCACCAUCCUUUUAAGGAACACCAUCACAGACGAGAUAACUGAAAAAAAAAUUUCGACGGAUUUGAUUCAAUUGGGAGAUGUAGUAAAAGUUAUUCCAGGGGAUAAGAUUCCGGCUGAUGGGGUAGUUGUUACUGGCGAAUCGACCGUAGAUGAAAGUAUGGUAACGGGUGAAGUUAUCCCCGUCAAGAAAUUUCCUGGUGAAAAUGUAAUUGGAGGAACUGUUAAUGGAUCAGGUAGUUUCGAAAUGAAAAUUACCAGGGCAGGAAGCGAUACAGCAUUAGCACAAAUUGUCAAGUUGGUUGAAGAGGCACAAACAACAAAAGCUCCAAUACAAGAAUUUGCUGAUAAAGUGGCGGGAUAUUUUGUACCUGCUGUCAUCGUAUUUGGCGUCCUUACAUUCGUCGUAUGGAUGAUAUUAUCUACCAUGGUACUUUCAACAUUACCGGAUAUCUUUAAUGAUGAAUCAAGUAAAUUCAUGGUUUGUUUAAAAUUAAGUAUAUCAGUUAUAGUCGUAGCGUGUCCUUGUGCACUUGGAUUAAGUACACCUACGGCCGUAAUGGUUGGAACCGGGGUUGGCGCACAAAAUGGUAUACUUAUUAAAGGAGGAAAGUCAUUGGAAUCGGGACAAAAGGUAACAAAGGUUGUCUUUGAUAAAACUGGUACAUUGACAAAAGGAAAAUUAGAUGUCGCUCACUUUGAAUUGAUAAGUGAAAAUUUGGAAUUUAGUCCCGAAAUAUUCUUUGCUCUAGUUGGGGCAGCGGAAUCAUCGAGUGAACAUCCUUACGGUAAAGCCAUAGUUGAUCAUGCCAAACAAUUACUUGAAGUUGAGAAUAUUGAUGCAGUUAUAAAUAAUUUUGAAGCUUUGGCUGGAUUAGGAGUGAAAUGUAAUGUGAUAUUAAAUAAAUCUUAUUCCCUCGUACCAUCAAUGACGAAAAACACUUCAACCGUGGGAAAAUCUUACAAAAUCUUGGUUGGAAACGUUAAACUUCUCUCACAAAAUUAUCAGAUCGACAUACCACUUACAGCAACGUUAUUCAAAGAACAACAAGAGAGACUUGGCAGAACUGUUGUAUUGGUGGCUAUUAAUAAAAAAUUUAUUGGAAUAAUUAGUUUAUCAGAUACAAUUAAACCUGAAGCAAGAUUAGCGGUUGGGGCCUUACAUCAAAUGGGAAUUCAAGUUGCCAUGGUUACGGGGGAUCAACAACUUACCGCAGAAGCAAUUGCGUCGCAAUGUGGGAUAACUGAAAUUCAUGCCGGAGUUUCACCAAAAGGAAAAACACUUAUAGUCAAGUCAUUACAACGUGAGGGGGAACGUGGUAAUAUUGUAGCGAUGGUGGGGGAUGGGAUAAAUGAUUCACCUGCUUUAGCCGCCGCUGAUGUUGGGAUCGCCUUAUGUUCUGGUACUGAUAUUGCCAUAGAAGCUGCUGAUAUUGUUUUAAUGAGAAAUGAUGUGACGGAUGUUGUGGCCGCAUUUGAUCUAUCGAGGACCAUUUUCACUAGAAUUAAAAUGAACUUUAUUUGGGCAUGUCUUUAUAAUAUACUUGGAAUUCCUUUAGCGAUGGGUAUAUUCUUACCCUUUGGAUGGUCUUUACAUCCUAUGAUGGCCGGAGCUGCCAUGAUUUGUAGUAGCGUUAGUGUUGUAUGUAGUAGUUUAAUGUUACAUUGGUGGUCUAAACCCGAAUGGAUCAUUAAUUCCAAAGGUGCCGUAGUAAAACUUAAAGCAAGAGGUCGUUUAAUGAAUUCUCUGAAAAGAUUUUGGUUUAGAAUAGUUAGAAUAAACGGUUAUACUAGACUUCAUAAUGAAAAUUGA